Fusarium redolens is the source of this 685-nucleotide messenger RNA. RefSeq lists its product as uncharacterized. NCBI's taxonomy places the organism in Eukaryota, Fungi, Ascomycota, Sordariomycetes, Hypocreales, Nectriaceae. The transcript has a single exon. The record is from RefSeq and is a predicted model, not a curated record. Bases 49 to 402 code for a protein of 117 amino acids.
CAUCAUCCUCCGUAAUUUGUGUCGAAUAUUUUCUUUCAUCAAUACACGAUGGCGACAGUCACAUUCGAUGCUAGAUUUGUGUUGGUUUUAUUGUUCGACAAUCAUCAUAUUAGCAGGCCGUACAGGCGCUAUUCGUCACAUGCACCGAUACUCGAAUGUUCGAGAACACCGAAGUCUUCAAGCUAUACCCCGAAGCCAUACCAUUCUCGAGCUAGGCAGUCAUCUGUACAGCGCGGCCUUGCAAUAUUUCCUCCACGGCACUCCAGGACUCGUGAUCCAUACACGAAGGCAACUCGAAGUGGUCGACAUGGUCAGAAACUAGGGGCUUCUCCAGUACGGCGAGGGCAAAGCCAGCGGACAAAGAAGCUGAAUGGGAGGAGUUGCGGUCAGAUCACGAUAUGAGUCUGAGCUGGAUAACCACCGCCCCCAGGAGGAAAAUCAAGAAAAGGGGAUAUAGGGCUUUCAAUAGUGGCGUUGCGUUAACUACAGCAUAUUGUCAAGGGCUGUACCGUUGUGCUUGGGAUGCACUGUUACAUUUGAAGUGAAGUGGCAGCCAAUAGGAAGUAAUUCCAUUGCAGCUUGGCGAUCUGCUGAAAGACGUCCAUUGGGAAAGGGAUCCAUCAUUUUAUAGAGCAGGCUUCUUCAUUGAAGAGUUCACAGUGAAAUAGACAAUUCUAUUCAGAAA